Dicentrarchus labrax (European seabass) is the source of this 1625-nucleotide messenger RNA. RefSeq lists its product as uncharacterized. The coding region runs from base 64 to 1473 and encodes 469 amino acids. The record is from RefSeq and is a predicted model, not a curated record. NCBI's taxonomy places the organism in Eukaryota, Metazoa, Chordata, Actinopteri, Moronidae. The transcript is spliced from 2 exons.
GGUUCUGCCCAGUGACAUCAACUAGGAAAAGGUGGAGCUUAUGAGCUCGAUGAACCAGGAGCCAUGGCAGAAACAAGCGUGGGUGUUUCCGGUGCAAUGAAAACAAUGCUACAGAGUGCAGCAGUGGGUUUUGCUUUUGGAGAAGCUGCAUUAUUUGCAGUUCAGCCCACACUGACUGAAGACAGUGUCCUGCUGAGUGCUGCGACUCUGGCUGCUGGACGAGCCGGUUCCACCGGUGUCGGGGUCGUGACAGCGUGCCUCGUGUUCACCUCAGUGCUCAUUUCCCUGGGAAGUGGGUUCCUCCUCGCUGCCAUGGUGAUGAAGCUAUCGAACAAAGUUGGAGUAAGCCUGCCGUGGUUAGUGGAGGUCACGGCAGGAGCCUCUGUCGUUGUGGGUGCUGUCACUACUGGAGUAUUAGUUGGCAUCCUUCCACUGUGGAUCUACAUUGCAGCCCAGGGCAUUCUGGUCCUUACAGUCUACUCAUACUCCAAUAUUAACGACAUGACCACGGCUCUGUUAAUCAUCUUCACCACCCUCUACCUCAGUGUCGUAUAUGGGAGAAUGGGUGCCGUAGUUGGACUCUUUAUUUUAGGAUUGACCAUUUCCCUGCUUUGUGCCCUUCGGAGGGCUCUGAAAGAGAGGAUAACACAAAGACCAAAAUCUAAAACCAGGUGCCAACUUUUAGAGAGGAUAUUCUUCUACUCUGUUUUUGUGGGGAUAAUGGGAUUUUCAGUAGGUUUAGGGGCACGUGAAGCAGGAGAAGGGUCUGAAGCAGAGGUGGUUUUGAUGCUGCAGUCGGUCCUCUGGGUAGCAUUUCUGUCUGCAGGGCUGCUAGGAGCUGGCCUGGGAACAGUGGCCACGGUCGGGCUGGGGCCAGAGGCUGCUGGAAAGGUUGCUGUGGGAGCUGCUAUAAUAUCAUCAGUCGCCCUGAGAGCCAUUCUGCAAUUGAGCUCUUCUCUUGGGGCCCGAAGCAGCAUGGGGGGAACAUUAGGAGCCGCUACAGCUGCAGGAGUGUCACUCGGAGCUGCAAGUGUUGCAGCAAAACAGGCAUUCGGAACGCGAAAUUCAACUUUUACCAUUUUAGGGUCAGUUGCUGGUGGUGCAAUUCUGGCAAUGCGAGGUGUGAUGCUGAAAACAACUCUGCUAACAACAUCAGAACUUCUGACAAUCACCCUUGUUGCAGUAGGGGCAUUUGUUCUGGGUGCACCAAAGAGCCCAUUCCACACUCAAGUGAAUCUACAAAGGGGCCUUCUCACGGGGCCACAGCUAAUUAUAGGAAUCGGCAUGGAGACGGUCACCGCAGCAGCAGCACCUAUUGGAGCCGGGGCACUUGGGGCUGCAGCGUUGGGUACCGCAGCUCUGGGGAGACUGGGGACUGUGGGAGUUCUGGUGACUAUAGCGUUGGCUUUGGGAAGUACUCUUAGCGGCAUGAUAGGAAAAUCACCACCAACAACAAGCGCACACAGAGACUGAUUGACUCCUGAGGUUAGGGGUCACCGACAUUGAAGGGACAUGUGUGCAAGUCGACAUGGAUAAUGCCAAUGAUCAAAAAUGACAGUUGUGUCAUAAACAUGUUUUAUUGUGGCUUCCAGUGUUGAAUAAAAUGAAUGACACAUUUUAACAAA